Striga asiatica is the source of this 1457-nucleotide messenger RNA. NCBI's taxonomy places the organism in Eukaryota, Viridiplantae, Streptophyta, Magnoliopsida, Lamiales, Orobanchaceae. The record is from the annotation of a GenBank genome assembly.
AUGGAUUAUGGACUUGAAGCCCACAUAUUGUCAUUUGGUGGUGGGCUUCAUUUGACGGCGAUCGAUUUUAUUGGCUCAAGUCGGUUCAGCUCCGCGCCGCCGCGCACAAGUUUAUUUCCUUUCUCGUCGACAAUACAUCCUGAAAUGAGGCGGGUUAGCGGGCUUGCCUCCGUUCGCCGCGCCGUGGAAGGCGUCGCCGCCGGGAACUACUCCAACCAGCGCCACGACCGCCUCUUCCAGGCGGCUCUUUUCAGCACGAACAGUAGCAGUAACUCUUCGGCUAAAUCUCACUGGUUCUCGAACAACAGGAUCUACGGAAAUCAAUCAGCUAGCGCCGCCGCGCACACUUUCGCGGGGACGAUGUUGUUCUCGGUGACCGCCACCACGCUUGCGGAGGAGGUCCACGCGAAGGAGCCCGUGCAGUUGAAAUUCCGGCCGAAGGACGUCGUUCUGUAUCAGUACGAAGCUUGCCCUUUCUGUAACAAGGUCAAAGCUUUCCUGGACUACUAUGAUAUCCCCUACAAAAUUGUGGAGGUCAACCCUAUCAGCAAAAAGGAAAUAAAGUGGUCUGAUUACAAGAAAGUGCCGAUUCUGAUGGUGGAUGGCGAGCAGAUGGUUAACUCAUCAGAAGUUAACAAAAAAGAUUUCCCGUCAUCUUCUUGGAUAUUUUUCUAUGUAGAUAUAAUAGACAAGUUGACCAAAAAGAUCCAUCCUGAUUUGCCAGCUGAUUCUGUUGGGGAAGAUAGUGAAGAGAAGAAGUGGCGUGGUUGGGUCGACAAUCACUUAGUGCAUAUACUGUCGCCUAAUAUAUACCGAUCCACAUCCGAAGCCCUUGAGUCGUUUGACUACAUCACUAGCCAUGGUAACUUCAGUUUCACAGAGAGAAUAACAGCAAAAUAUGCUGGGGCUGCCGCAAUGUAUUUUGUCUCGAAAAAAUUAAAGAAAAAAUAUAACAUCACUGAUGAACGUGCUUCGUUAUAUGAAGCUGCGGAAACAUGGGUGGAUGCUCUCAAGGGUCAAGAUUUUCUAGGUGGGACAAAGCCCAAUUUAGCUGACCUUGCUGUUUACGGUGUUUUGAGGCCCAUUCGUUACCUCAAGUCUGGUCAGGACAUGGUGGAGAACACUCGUAUUGGUGAUUGGUAUUCCCGAAUGGAAAGUGCUGUUGGAGUAUCUUCCAAAAUCCAGGCCUAGAAUUGUUUGCUAAUAAAAAUAAUCUGAUUGAGUUUUGUUGAUGUAUGUUGAUAUCUUUGAAAUUUACAUGGUUAAUAAUCUCGGCCUUCGCCCAUUUUAUGGUUAUGAUAAGUCUUGAUAUAGGAAGAUUCUAUUGUUCAUUUACUUGUUAUGCUUGCUUUUACUCAGUUUAUUGAAUGAUGAUGUUAUUGUUUGAAUGACUUUCUUUGGGAAAUGAAGGAUGUGAAGCUGUGGCUCGUCUCAUCUUUGUAUCCUUUUAUGCAAUU